This is a messenger RNA of Paraglomus occultum, 525 nucleotides long. The record is from the annotation of a GenBank genome assembly. Lineage: Eukaryota; Fungi; Glomeromycota; Glomeromycetes; Paraglomerales; Paraglomeraceae.
AUGACGGGCCAACUCUUAUUCUCUGCUAGUCUUAUCUCGCCUGAAGUACAAGCGGCACUUCCACCAGGAUACAAAGUUAGACCUUUGGCAAGCGAUGAUUAUGAACGCGGGUUUCUCGAUACGUUAGCAGUGCUUACUGAGAUUGGAGACAUUUCGAAGGCUCAAUUUUUAGAACGCUUUAAUUAUCUGAAACAGCAUAACCAUGAGUAUUUCACUAUUGUGAUAUUAUCUCCUGAUGAUCGAGUUGUUGGUGCUGGAACCAUUUUUGUAGAGAGAAAGUUUAUAAGAAAUACAGGACUUGUUGGGCAUAUUGAAGAUAUUGCAGUCAAUAAAAAUCAACAGGGGAAGAAGCUUGGACUUCGCGUAAUCCAGACAUUGAAAUACAUCGGCGCCAACAGAGGCUGCUAUAAAGUUAUCCUCGAUUGUUCAGAAAAGAAUGUACCGUUCUACGAGAAGUGCGGUUUUACACGUAAGGAGGUCGAAAUGGCAUGGUACUGCAAUGAGCCCCCAAAAGCUAAGCUGUAA